CCCGCAUUGGCCCGGCGCAGGGAGGCGGGCCGGGGCCGGCCCGGCUGCUAAGCCGAUAGAGAGCGAGCAGCUGCCGCUGGAGCCGGACCGCGGCUCGCCCCGUCGCAGCAGCCAUGGGCUCCCUGCAGCAGCGCUUCCAGACCUUCCUCGACCAGCCCAACCUGCUCACCGACCUGCUGGGCCGGCUGGAGGCCAAGACCGGUGUCAAGCGCUACUAUCUGGCCACAGGUACCAUCACUUUCCUGGGGCUGUACCUCAUGUUCGGAUAUGGCGCCUCGCUGCUGUGCAACCUCAUUGGCUUUGUCUACCCAGCCUACGUUUCCAUCAAAGCCAUUGAAAGCACCGACAAGGACGAUGAUACCAUGUGGCUCACGUACUGGGUGGUAUAUGGAGUCUUCAGUGUGGCAGAGUUUUUUUCCGACACUUUCCUCUACUGGUUCCCGUUUUACUAUGCUGGAAAGUGCCUGUUCCUGGUCUGGUGCAUGGCGCCUGUCUCCUGGAAUGGCUCCCAGGUGUUGUACCAAAAAGUCAUCCGGCCCUUCUUCCUGAAGCACCACCGGAUAGUAGACAGCGUGAUCAGUGACCUGAGCGGCACGGCGCUCGACGCUGCUUCGACAGUCACCAGAGAAGUCCUCUCUACUCUGGCCGACAGCAGAGCCCGUCUGGUGUCCGAGGUGGCCACAGCCCAGCUUGUCUCAUCCAAAGCAGCAGUGAACCUUGGUCUAGAAUCUGACAAGACCAAGUGAGGACGGAACUCCAAGGGGCCAGCUGUUCUGAGUUUCCCACUGCAACUCCCUAAACCAAAGGCUUGAAGUAACCCACGGGCACCCGCCAGUAAACCGGUGAUCCUCUUCCCACUCUGAAACCGCGACAGCAAGCAACUGGCUCCAAGGUGUCUCAGAAGUGCAGCUUCCAGAUCUCCCCAAACCCCCAGAGCUCCAGCAGAUCUAAAAUUGCGGCCAGGCCCAUGCUGGGAGUCGGCACAGUGGGACCGUCUGAUCUCAAAUAGACACAAUUUGGUAGUUCCUGUUUUACAGGCAGCCUUUAUUCUGCAGGAAGGCUGUCGGCUCUGCACUAGAUAUCACAGGGGCUGCUGGUGCAUUUUCCCCCGUGGUGUUUUUGUGAUAUAGGGCACAGAUUGGAGUGGGGAGGGGGAGACAGUCCACUGGAGCUAACCUGAGACCUGCCCUUCUAGUAUUUUUGUGGCCUGACCGUAGGUGUUGACUCAUGAUGCAGUAUAACUCCCUCGGUGGGUGGAUUCUGCAGCAAUUGCCACCGGCUAUAAAGCCUUCAAGCCCCCAUCCUGUUCCCCCACUCCCAGGCCCCUGAGUCCUCCUAACACAGGAUCCUUUGCAAUAAACCACAGCACAAAAGGGAGAAGGAAGUGGGUUCUGUAGCCACUGGCUCUUCAGCUGUCAAUCCCACGGGUUCUUUUCCUGGCUCUGGCUUGUUCAGUUUUCACUUCAGCAGGCUGGGGUCCAGCGUCCCAGAGCAGGCGGCUCUUCACUUCCCCUCGCACACCCCAGCCUUGUGCUGCUUCUCUCUGAAGUCAGGGGCCAAGCUUCCCACUUUCAGUAGCCGUGGGCCUUCUGGGUAAACAGCCAAGCCGAGAGAGGUGCCGGGUGGCUGAAACAGAAGGAUGUUCGUGCCUGGCUUCAGCAGGAGGGAGUUCCAGACUAUUCACUCUUCUGCCAAUCCCUAGCAAUAGCGGCCACAAAGAAGUUGCUGCUCUGCUGUGUGAUUGUAAAACUAACCACAGCGGUGCCCUGUGGGGGCUGCAGGGAGCUGUACGGGGCAGCUGAGGUGGGGAAUUAACAUGCACAUGAAGCUGUUUCCUCCAGGGAGCUCCUCCUAUCCACAGAAACUUUCAGAUCUUUCAUCCUUUUGAAGGAGGAAAAAGGCAGCAUGACUUCUCCAAUGCUGACUCAUGGUUGGGUUGUUUUAACCCCUUCUAGCAGUUACAUAGCUGAUCAAAUGUCCACACCAGUUCAGAGUCUUCUCUCUACCUCUCCCCUAGCUGCCCGCAGGCUGGCAAGCAGCCUCUGCCCGAAUCCCAGCACUGACUGAAGCUCCAGGAAGGGGUCCCUAGGGAGUUUUUUGGACUUGCAGGAAUGCAAUAGGGGACGUUAGCACCAACCUGUGAGCAGCACGUGCUCCAUAGCCUGUGGACCUGGAGCUGGGCUUACAUCCUAAGCAGGCUGCUUUGGCAACCGUGUGUUCUGAUAGUCUGGUUAAGUGUUGGCUCUGCAGUUCACUUUCAGAACUGGACAAGGCCGAAUCUUCCAGUGGGGUGUGUGCUUGGGCAGGAUGCUUUCAGGGCAUGUUUGCUUUCCAGGCGGUUGGCCUCAGGCUUUUGCUAAUCUUAAUCCUGUUUGAGUGUGGAAAAACCUGAUCUUCGGCUGCCCCUCCACACUUCAGGAGCUGAACUCUAGCGUGUCUGUGUCUGCCUUCUGCUUGCAAUUCGCCAUCUCCCUCCUCUUUCAAAAAUCAAAUGUUAAUUUAUCUAAUUUACUUAAUCAGAUCCUGGCAGGGGCCAAUCUCAAGCUGUGAAUUCUGCAGGGAGCAACUGGCUUCCGUUUGUCCUCCAUGGUGACUCCAAGUUACAGCAGUUCAUGUACUGGCUGCUUUUUUAUUUUAAAAAGUUGCUCGUGAUUUUUUUCCCCUCUCAUUUGUAUCUGUUUAUUUUGUAUGAAACAGAA
Messenger RNA from Mauremys mutica (yellowpond turtle), 2699 nucleotides. RefSeq names its product receptor accessory protein 6 (gene REEP6). The coding region runs from base 114 to 746 and encodes 210 amino acids. Lineage: Eukaryota; Metazoa; Chordata; Testudines; Geoemydidae. The transcript has 6 exons. The record is from RefSeq and is a predicted model, not a curated record.